CCGUUCCGACUUUCCGUUCAUUUCAUUCAAUUUCUAGAACCACGUCUUCAAUAUUUAUCCGACAUUUAUUUUCAAAUUAUCAGCUAUUCUGUCGAUAAAUAACUCAUUAAAAUGUAGUGCUUAACCCUAUUUUAUGUGUUGCACUCAAGAGUUACGCGUAUAAGUCAGUUGCAGAAAGGAUUCAUGCCGAUAUGUUGAGGAGUGAAAACAUAACACGCGGCCAUUUUGAUUUUCGUUCGUUCCGUUCGCACAAGUUUGUUGACAUUGUUGUCAGUUCGGCAUUCAGAGUUAACAAAGGCAAAAAGUGUACCGGAACAGUUUUAAUUUAUCAAUGGAUGAAAGCAUAACAAAAGAGAAAGAAAUGGAUUCCGAUUCGAAAGUUUUUUCAUCUGAUAUACAAAGAGGUAAAGAAGACACAGCAAAUAAUCUAUACGAAUUGAUCAAAUUAGUUCCAGCAACACCGUCAACGAUAACGAUCUCAGAUGAUCUUGACUCUUGUAAUUUUAAACCUGUAACUGGUAAGUUUUUUGAGCCCAAAAAAAGAAUUAGAGGAAGUAAAGUUAAAACUGUUAGAGAUAUUCGUAUUGCUUACGAGAGAGACGUAAAUGAUUACUUGACUGAUGAUUUAAUUAAACAAGAAUCAUUUUUACUCAAAAGAAUACGAUAUGGAUCAUCAAGGCUAGAUAACACAAUAAAGAUUGCAACCAAUUUACUGCACGGAGAUCAACCUAUAUCUCGAUCAGCAUGGCAAAUGUUGGCAAACAUGAAUCCCGACAAGAACAAUAAUGCAGUUCAGUUUGUUCUAUGGAACGGUCAAAAAAUUCGUGUAACUGGAAGCAAAGGUGGCGAAAGAAAGUUUCUCUGUAGCUAUGACUUGGGCAAAAGAAAAUGUUCAAACCACAAAACAAUAAUGAAAGCAAAAAAAAUGCGGCUAAGUUUGCUGAAAAAAUCACUAGCAACUAACUUUAAACCGGGUCCCUUAUCAAGAAAAAAACAGUUGGAUUGUUCCUACCAGAAAAAGAAUAUCGGUUUCACUAAGACUGUAAAAUUACCAAAGAUCGGCCUUGAUGUAGAGCCGAUGUUAGGGGUGUCCGUAGAGCCUACUAUUGCAAACAUUUUAAACACUAUUCGAGAUGAUGAAGCCGGAAACCUGACUGCAACGUGGGCCUCGUUUUCCUUAUCAACUCUUGGAAGUUUUAAAAAUAAGGAACUUAUUCAAAUAAAUUGCGAACCAAUUACUUUUGACUUAAAUUUUAAAAACAAUCAGAAUCAAAUUUUGAUGCGCUGUGAUGUAGAAAAUAGAGCAGAGUGCAUUGGUUCCCCAGUAUACGAUCAACCGUACCAUGUAGUUGAAGAACGUAACGUUUGCAAAAUAGUUAAUGAUAUAGUUGGGGAUAUGUUAAGAUCAGUUGAAAUAAGUUUAUCUGAAAAUGAAUUGUACGCUAAAGACGAGGAAGAGAGUCAGAAUCAUUCUGAAGAUCAAGCAUUUCUAAAAUUCGAUCUGUCGAAAGAUAAACCAAAGAAAAAAAGGAGUGAAUUAGAUAAACUUGAUGUUACAGUUAUAAGAGUUUCCGAGCUCACUGAAAGUGAGAAUGUUGAUAAGUUUUGUAAAAAAUCUUAUUGCCAAAUGGGUUGUGUUUGUUUAUCACUACUUGGCCAACAUUGCAUAAAAAACCAUUGCGGUCGGGCUGAUUGCAUGUUUAAGUGUAGUUGUGACUUUUCUAAAUACAAUCCAUUAACUAGUUUAGAUGGAAAUGCUACGGAUCUGAUCCCGGGUUUGUUGAACCUAGACAGUAAAAUAAAUUCCGGUCUGGCCAAAGAAGAAAAGAAAUUUCAUCAGACUGUUGUGGUUACAGAACAAAGAAGUAUUUUACUGAAAUCUCAAAGAAGAAAUUCUAAAACACCUAAGAGAUAUGCUGAAUAUUUCGAUUCCGUUGAUAAAAAAAGCAUUGAUAUGAAAAAAAUAUUGACUGUGUCCGCUUUAAGAUUAGAUUGCAAAAACGUUGAAGUUUGGUGCAUGAUUCAUAAUCUUUACAAUUGUUUUUGCAAGGGUAGAUUUAUUGAAAGUAUAAAACCAGAUCCAGUGAGCUUGAAAGAGACAGAUACUUUAGAAAAAGUUACCAGAGAGAAGUAUAUCUCUAAGGAGGGAUCCUAUGAUUCUGUUGAUGAAUUAGAUGUAAGUUCGGUGGAUAGUAAUGACACAAAAUAUAACAAAGAUUAUGAUGAGAGACUGAAUACUAGAAACAAAGUAUCACAUUCACAGGAAUACAAAUGGAAAUCUUCAUGCGCAAGAAUAAGAAAAUUUGGUGGCAAACGCUUUGUUGACGCAUACUACACUGAAAUGAAUAAAAAAGUAAAGCUUAUGGAAGAAAAUGACCAAAGUCUUCAUCAAAAGAUGAUGAUCCAUUUCAAAGCUGCAUUAAAUAAAAGUUCUAAUGAUACGUCUGGAGAUGUACAAGAAAUAAGCAGUGAACCUGAUGAGCCAACGCCAGCAAAGCAAGCUCCUCGUAUGAAAUUCACGUGUGAUACCGCAAAGCAUUUCCCGAACAAAACAAAGCUGAUUGGAUGGCUGGAAGCAAAUUACAAACAUUAUAAACAACGAAUAGAAAGUGGAAAUAAGAACAUACCCUUAGAAGCACCUAAACCAGGAAAAAUUUCACUGUACCCUUGGGAAGUUAUUUUAGAAAGAUAUAGGAUGAAAAAGAAUUACUUUGUGGUGACAAUGGAAGAACCGCAUCGAAUUUUUAUGGCUGUAGACUUAUCUCAUCCAUUUUUUAACAACUGCAUUAACAUCAAUUCGAUUCCAUUUGAGGAUCUUAAAAAGUACCCUAUGACAGUUUCAAAUAUUUUACACGACGUAGAUGAAAUGAAAGAUAACUUCUACAUUUUAUGUGGAUUGCCUGCAUGUUGGGAACUGAUCGGAUCUGUGACAAAAUUAAAAGAGAAAAAUGAUUUGAAUCAAUCUGACAGUAGUUUAAACAGUGAAGUAAUGAGUUCCAACGAAGUGGACAGUCCUAAAGAGGAAACUGAAAAAACUAAAAAUGAGCCGAAUUCGGAGUCUUCUAGCGAAUGCAAGUGGUUCGCGAUGAUUGUGGAAUAUGAUUUCACUGAAAUACAGUUUCAAGAACGUGGUUUCUUUGUUAAAUAUGAUAAUAUCAUAAAAGCUAUUAAUGUUGCUCAAGUGACUGGGAAGACAGUAAGACUUUCAUCACAAAAGAAGACUUCAGAAGAAGAAUACCCGCAAUUUGGAAUCUAUGCAAUUCCAUAUUCCAAUGACAAGCGUGUAUACAUAGGUCCAUAUGAAGUAGAUGACCAAUUAGGUAUUGAAAUUGUUGAAAGAAACUCCAGUCAACCAAUGAGAUAUUCUAGGGGAGUCUGGAUAUACAAAGAAAAAACUGAAAAUUCAAACAUUAUAGAUGAUCCUUUAGUUUGCAUGCCGGAUAUAGAUAAUGGCCCAAUAGUCUAUUUGAGCAAAAAUAAUGCACCUUUAAAAAAAGUAUGUCCACCUCCGGCUGAAAAAGAAGUGAAAAAUGAGGAUAAAACUGAACAACCGGCUCCACCAUUAGCACCCCUCUCCACAACAGUUAAAGUUCUGAAGCCAAUCAAAAUUAACAAAACAAAUGGGUUCUAUCGAUUACAGUCGAACUCUUCGUUGCUCAAAUCACCAAUUAAAAGAGUUACUAUCAUGAAUACGGCGGCGCACAUGCAGUCUCCAGCAAUCAUCAUGCCUACCCCUAUAAUACAAGACACGUUUUCACUAGUGGAACCCACGGCAGUGGGAAAGGUUGGCAUACCGAGGCUGACGAAAAUAAAACCAGUUGCAGAAAUUGCUCCUCAACAGAAAUCCGCUGCGACGGUCUCAAAGAAAGCAACAGCGCCGAGAGGAAUGCUGAUAUUAAGGCCGGAGGAAAUAAACAACAGGCUGAGCCGGUCGCUGUCGAACUCGGAGGUGAAAGUGGAGGAGCCAGCGCCGCAGCCGGAGAACGCAAUGGACAUGGAUAUAGAGAACUUCCUGGCCACGUCGGACGUGUGCCCGGCGCCUCACGUGCUGGUGGUGUCGGACGACGAGGAGCCCGCGCCGCGCCCGCCGCGCGACGUCUACAUCCAGUGCCUCAACGUGCCCAACCUCGGCUGGAUCAAGGGCAAGAAGGACAACGAAGACAAACUGAGCUUCGAGUUCCCCGGAUUUAAAUACACCAAUUAUUACGAGGAGGAAGAGGCGUUCGCUAAAAUCAACCAGGUUAUGUCCAGAAAAGUAUACAUAGUGAAAAACCUGGUACUGAACUGGCAAGUGGUGGAAAGUGUGAAAGAUCUGCUCACCAAAGACAUGUUGAAGACUGAAAAUCUCGGGUCAGAUUUUGUGCUGACGGGCUCCGGCCUCCGACACAAGCGGGACUUGCUGAAGGGAGGCCCCUUUAAGGCUCCCGCGCCGGCCAACAAACCCACUCCCAUGGAUGUCGACACCGACGAUGUCUGAACGGAAACGGCAGACCUUAUGGUGCUCAAUACACUCACUGCGAAGAGGAUAUAGCGCUGUGAAGCCAAGUGAUUAUGAAAAAUACUGAAAGUACUCUUACCGUUAUGACAUCACACAACCCGACUCCAUCAGUUUGAGUUGGGAAAGGCUAACGGAGCCUUUUUAAUAAGUACCCACUUACUAUAAAUGCAAGUGUUCUGAAAUUAUUUUAGUAAAACAAGUAUUAACCGGGUCAGUUUAGAAUACCUACUAAGGACAUCUUUAAAGUAGAUGUUUAUGUAUGUAUAUUUUGUUUUUAUUAACUACUUAUUGUCAUUUGGAUGUUUUUAUACUUAUGACUAGUUAUGUUGUGGGUGGUUAUGUUUAUGAGACUUUUACUUAGGACUCUUAGGAGGUAAGUAGGUCUCACCUCACUGAUCGGUCACCACCCAUCUAACUCGUUGUCUUUUAGUUCAUUUUUUAAAUUUUAGUUGUCUGACCUAGGCCUUCUUACUUAAGUAACGUCCAUAGAAUGGUUACAAGUUGUAAUGUUUAUAUAUCAAGACGAAUAUAUUUUAAACUGUUGUGAAGCCCAGUCCUAGUACAGUGAGUUCUAGAUAAAAUAAUCACUAAAGAACUA
Messenger RNA from Plutella xylostella (diamondback moth), 5096 nucleotides. It is a transcript of the gene ocm, whose product is annotated as over compensating males. The record is from RefSeq and is a predicted model, not a curated record. Lineage: Eukaryota; Metazoa; Arthropoda; Insecta; Lepidoptera; Plutellidae.